ACGGGCGUGAGUGUGCGGUAGCGCGUGGUGGGGAUGUCAAAGCGGUAAAACAAGAGAUUCUUGUGCUUCGUUGGCAUCAACUAAAAUCCUGUAAGGAUAUCUACGGCUUGUCUGUAUUGCCUCAUUUACAGCGGACGCAGUCAUUCGUUUAUGUUCUGCAGCUCUGUUGUCUAAGUCCCACCCAGAUUUGACUGCUGCAUUGCAGGGAGUGUGAUGACUAUCUGCAGAGAUUAUAUCAUUGGCAUCCACACAGUGAUACUGAAGUCAGUCAAGAGUUUCAGCUGAGGAAAGAGGAGGCUCUGUUCAGGACCUCCCAUGAGUACUGGUCAGGCCCUGUGAGGUGAGAGUCAGCCUCCUCAUUGGCUCGGAGCGAGUGGGUGAGUGAGUGAGAGAGAGAGUGAGAGAGAGUGUGACCCUGUCCCCCCUCCAUCGGCCGGCCGUCUGUGCCCCCCCACUCCUGCGUCUCCAUGUAUCCCGAGUCCACCACUGACUCCCCUGCACGCCUCUCGCUCCGACAGACCGGCUCGCCGGGAAUGAUCUACAGUGCGCGCUAUGGGAGUCCUAAACGCCAACUGCAGUUCUACAGAAACCUGGGGAAGUCUGGGCUGAGAGUGUCAUGCCUUGGGCUGGGAACAUGGGUCACAUUCGGAGGACAGAUCACAGAUGAGAUGGCGGAGCAGCUGAUGACGCUGGCCUAUGAGAACGGGAUCAAUCUGUUCGACACGGCGGAGGUCUACGCUGCAGGAAAGGCGGAGGUUGUCCUUGGGAACAUCAUUAAGAAGAAAGGAUGGAGGCGAUCCAGUUUAGUGAUCACAACUAAAAUAUUCUGGGGUGGAAAGGCAGAAACUGAAAGAGGCUUAUCCAGAAAACAUAUAAUAGAAGGUUUAAAAGCAUCAUUGGAGAGAUUGCAGUUAGAAUAUGUGGAUGUGGUGUUUGCAAAUAGGCCAGAUCCCAACACACCCAUGGAAGAAACGGUGCGGGCGAUGACCCAUGUGAUCAAUCAGGGGAUGGCGAUGUACUGGGGCACCUCACGCUGGAGUCCUAUGGAGAUUAUGGAGGCGUACUCGGUGGCGCGGCAGUUCAACCAGAUCCCGCCCAUCUGUGAGCAGGCCGAGUACCACAUGUUCCAGAGGGAGAAAGUGGAGGUGCAGCUGCCCGAGCUCUUUCACAAAAUAGGUGUGGGGGCGAUGACCUGGUCCCCUCUGGCGUGCGGGAUCAUCUCAGGGAAAUACGACAGCGGGGUGCCCCCCUACUCCCGCGCCUCUCUCAAGGGCUACCAGUGGCUGAAGGACAAGAUCUUGAGCGAGGAGGGCCGGCGCCAGCAGGCGAAGCUGAAAGAGCUGCAGGCCAUCGCCGAGCGGCUGGGCUGCACCCUGCCGCAGCUCGCCAUUGCGUGGUGCCUAAGGAAUGAAGGCGUGAGCUCCGUGCUGUUAGGGGCUUCCAACACCGACCAGCUCAUGGAGAACAUAGGAGCAAUACAGGUUCUUCCAAAGUUGUCCUCCUCCAUCACGCACGAGGUGGACAGCAUCCUUGGGAACAAGCCCUACAGUAAAAAGGACUACCGCUCCUAAAUGCCACUCUGGACACCUGGCUACUGGGCUGCAAUGCCCCCCCCCCACCCCGCCCCUGCCCC
This is a messenger RNA of Alosa sapidissima (American shad), 1633 nucleotides long. RefSeq names its product potassium voltage-gated channel subfamily A regulatory beta subunit 2a (gene kcnab2a). Lineage: Eukaryota; Metazoa; Chordata; Actinopteri; Clupeiformes; Clupeidae. The transcript is spliced from 17 exons. Gene Ontology annotation, biological process: regulation of action potential; regulation of potassium ion transmembrane transport; potassium ion transport. Gene Ontology annotation, molecular function: voltage-gated potassium channel activity; transmembrane transporter binding; potassium channel regulator activity. The coding region runs from base 468 to 1571 and encodes 367 amino acids. Gene Ontology annotation, cellular component: juxtaparanode region of axon; extrinsic component of cytoplasmic side of plasma membrane; voltage-gated potassium channel complex. The record is from RefSeq and is a predicted model, not a curated record.